AUCAAGGAGUGGGCCUCCGUGUUUGCUACCCAGAUCAAGCGAUGUGGUGAGUCAUUACAACGACACAGUUGUCGUCCUGUUUGUCACAAGUAUGGGAAUGAUGGUAGAUGUCGUUUCCUCUUUCCACAUGAGGUUGUAGAGUCUUCGCACUUUGAGCCUGAAACAAAUUCGGUUGUCUUCAUGUGUAGAGAUGCCAACGUCAACUAUUUUAAUCCAUACAUCCUGGUUUUCUGUCGACAUAACCAUGACAUCAAGUGUAUUUUAUCAGGAAAAGGCGCGAAAGCUGCGAUGUUCUACAUCUCCGAUUACAUAACAAAGAUGGAUACAAAAACCUAUGAGAUGUUAUCCUUGCUG
Messenger RNA from Suillus fuscotomentosus, 354 nucleotides. RefSeq lists its product as uncharacterized. The transcript has a single exon. The record is from RefSeq and is a predicted model, not a curated record. Lineage: Eukaryota; Fungi; Basidiomycota; Agaricomycetes; Boletales; Suillaceae. The annotation marks the transcript as partial.